AGAGAAAGGAGGGAAGGACAGAGAGAGUGCAGCCGAAGGAAGGAAGGAAGGAGAAGAACAGAAGGAGUGACACUCAUCAAUGCAAAAGAAUGGAGCUCUCGAGAAAAUCUCUCCCUUUUCCCUCCCUCUCUCGAUCAAUCCAACCCCUCGUAAUCAUAAUCGGCUUCUUCAAUCCAAACCCCUGAAAAUUUAGGACCAAAUUCAUCUCCUUUUUUUCGGCCACAAAUUCCUCCUAUCCGUCGUCGCUCGCCGCUUCAGUUUUCUGUAUACAUUUACGUGUAAAUUUCACUGACUCUGUCUCUGGACACCUGUCUCGCCAUCUGGGAUUCGCUUUUCAUGCCGCCCAGGCCCCAAAGUUUCAGUCUUUUCCUGUAAUUCCGAGCUACAUUGUGAACCCAGGGGGAAGAAAAGGGGGGAAAAAAAGAAUUUGACUGUCGGCAAUGGCGGAAAGUGGGGAUGUGAGCCGGCUGAGAGUUGGGUUGGUGUUGAUUCUGUGUUUCCUGAAAUGGGUUCACGCCGUUACGGAUCCUAACGACUUCGAAGUGUUGAUGGAUUUCAAGAAGGGGCUGGAAAACCCAGAGCUUCUCCGGUGGCCGGAGGAAGGCGACGAUGACCCGUGCGGCCCGCCUCUGUGGCCCCACGUGUUCUGUUCCGACGGGAGGGUGACCCAGAUUCAGGUCCAGAACAUGAGCCUCGCCGGUUCUCUGCCGGAGAAUUUCAACCAGCUCACCAAGCUCUACAACUUGGGCCUCCAGAAGAACAAUUUCACCGGCAAGCUGCCGACUUUCAGAGGUUUAUCCGAGUUGCAAUACGCCUUCUUGGAUUUCAAUCAUUUCGACACGAUCCCUGCUGAUUUCUUCGAUGGGUUAACCAACAUUCGAGUUCUGUCGUUGGAUUACAACCCUUUGAACCACACCGCCGGCUGGUCUUUCCCGGCUGCCUUGGAAGGUUCCAGUCAGUUAACCAAUCUGUCCAUUUCCAGCUGCAACUUGGUUGGUCCGUUGCCUGAUUUUCUAGGCAAAUUGCCGCUUCUGAACUCUCUGAGGCUUUCUUACAACCAGUUGGCAGGUGAAAUCCCUGCGAAUUUCGGUCAGUCCUCGAUGACGGUUCUGUGGCUGAAUAACCAGGAGGGAGGGGGGUUGAGUGGUACAUUGGAUGUUGUUGGUGAAAUGACUUCAUUAACAGAACUCUGGCUUCAGGGGAAUUCUUUCACUGGGACUAUUCCUGAUAGUAUUGGAGGUCUUGUAUUGUUGAAAAAGCUCAAUCUCAAUGGAAACAAGCUAGCUGGUGUGAUUCCUCAAGGAUUGGCUGAUUUUGAGCUUGAUGACUUGGACUUGAACAACAAUCACUUCAUGGGUCCAAUCCCAAAGUUCAAGGCAAGCAAGGUCAGUUAUGCUUCCAAUUCAUUUUGUCAAUCUAAACCAGGGCUCUCAUGUGCUGAGCAAGUCAAUGUGCUGUUAGAUUUUGUUGCUGAUUUGAAUUAUCCUGUGAGUAUUGCUUCUGAAUGGUCUGGCAAUGAUCCAUGUGGAGUGCCAUGGCCCGGAUUGAACUGCGAUGCUAACUCGAAAGUCUCUGUGAUCAACUUGCCUAGACGGAAUCUAACCGGUACUCUCAGCCCUUCUCUAGCUAAGCUUUCUUCAUUGCUUCAUGUCAAUCUACAAGGAAACAAUAUAACCGGUUCGAUUCCUGAAAAUUUCACUAGUUUGGAGGCCUUAAGAGUGCUGGAUGUUAGUGGCAACAAUCUAAGCCCUCCGUUGCCCAAAUUCCAUGAUGGUGUUAAGCUUGUCAUUGAUGGAAACCCUCUUCUGGUCAAUCAAGGUCACCCUCUUUCACCCCCUAGUGGUACUCCACUUCCUCCAAGUUCACAAACCACUCCACCUGGGAGGAAGCCAAUUAUAAGUUCACCACCAUCGUCUUCUAGUGUGCCAACUUCAGCCAACUCAACUGUCCGUGCAAAGGAAAGAUCUAAAGGCAACAAACUGGUAAUCAUAGCGGGCAUUGUGGCAGGUUCACUAUUGAUUCUCUUGGUGAUUGGUUUGUGUAUAUAUUUAAGCUGUAUGAAGAGGAAGAAAGCAGCAGGGGCCUCGAGCUUGUUUGUAGUUCACCCUAGGGAUCCAUAUGACCCCGAACGUAAUUUGAAGAUUGCAGUCGCAAGUAACUAUACUGGGACACUUUCCAACACUUCAUUGAGUAGUGGUACAACCGAAGGCUCUCGCACGAUGGACUCUGGAGGCAUGGUGUUAUCGGUCCAAGUUCUUAAGAAGGUGACCAAUGACUUUGACCCAGAGAAUGAGCUUGGCCGCGGAGGAUUUGGAACAGUCUAUAAAGGUCAACUAGAAGAUGGGACGAUGAUCGCUGUCAAGAGAAUGGAGGCUGGUGUGGUCAACAGCAAAGCACUUGGUGAGUUCGAAGCUGAGAUAGCUGUUCUUUCUAAAGCUCGCCAUCGCCAUUUAGUCUCGCUUUUGGGGUAUGCUAUCGAAGGAUGCGAGAGGCUACUUGUGUAUGAGUAUAUGUCUCAGGGUGCUCUGAGUAGACAUCUUUUUCAAUGGAAGAAGUUUAACUUGGAUCCUCUUUCUUGGACGAGAAGAUUGAGCAUUGCCCUUGAUGUUGCUAGAGGAAUGGAGUACCUUCAUAGCAUGGCUAGGGAGACAUUUAUUCAUCGAGAUCUCAAGUCGUCCAACAUUCUUCUGGGGGAGGAAUUUCGUGCUAAGGUCUCGGAUUUUGGGUUGGUGAAGCUUGCUCAGAAUGGACAUGAUUCUGUUGCUACUAAGCUCGCUGGGACGUUUGGAUAUCUUGCUCCUGAAUAUGCUGUGACUGGAAAGAUCACUACGAAAUCCGACGUGUUCAGCUAUGGAGUGGUGCUGAUGGAGCUCCUGACGGGGCUAACAGCUCUGAACGACGAGCGUGCUGAGGAAACCCGGUACCUGCCAGACUGGUUUCACCACAUCAGAUCAGACCGAGACAAGAUGAUGAACGCCAUCGACCCAUCGCUCGAGAAGACCGAGGAAACAAUCGAGAGCAUAGCCAUCGUCGUCGAGCUGGCUGGCCACUGUGCUGCGAGAGAGCCUAGCCAGAGGCCCGACAUGAGUCACGCAGUGAACGUUCUUGCACCACUUGUGGAGAAAUGGAAGCCAACUGAGGACAUUUCUCAGAACUUCGCGGGGAUGGAUCUCCACGCUCCCCUGAUGCAGAUACUGAAAGUUUGGCAUGAUAAAGGCACAACGAACUCUUCGGAUGCUUCUUCGACUUCAGUGAGUUAUGGUGGUGAUAGCAAGAGCAGCCACUCGGCUGGCGCGACUUGGUGUCCCGACUCCUUCAAUUCUGGUAAUUGUCGAUAAGUCAUUGGAUGAUCCGAUGAUCCAGUUUGAGCUAUGAUCACGUCAAUGUCUCGUUGUACCGGAUAUAUUACAAGGUUUUUGAGGAGGAUUUGGGGAAGGGGACAUUUUGGUUUUGUUGUGUUUCUUGCAGGUGGCAAGAAACAGAAAUGGUGGUGAUGUAGAUAGAUAGAAACUAGACAGCCCGUUGUUGUUUAUUUCAUUGUUUUCGUUUUCGCAGGUUGAGAGUUGGCUAGUUUACUUUCAUAACAACUUCCUUGAAGGUGAUUGAAUUCGACUUGUUUUUUCUUUGUUUCCCUAGUGGUGAUUUCUGGUCUCUUCAUUAGGGCUAAAGAUGAUAGAGAUUUUUCAGGGUGUCAAUCUGAUUUGGGAGAUGGUCUUAUAAAGUUUUACUAAUUUGGAAAAUGGGUUUUAGGAAGACAGUUCUAUAGGUUGUUUUGUUUAGUGGCGGAGACACAAUGUGAGUGAUGAGGC
Messenger RNA from Linum tenue, 3809 nucleotides. The record is from the annotation of a GenBank genome assembly. NCBI's taxonomy places the organism in Eukaryota, Viridiplantae, Streptophyta, Magnoliopsida, Malpighiales, Linaceae.